UGUCAAUUAAAUCAUUCAUUAAUUUAUCAUGGUAAAAGUAUAAAAGAGCGCGGCGGAGCUCAUCACAUGCAAUUUCUAAUAACUGCAUUGCUCGCAGGUAUUAUAUACUGUGCAAAUCCUAUAAGGUUUCAGACAAGCGACAUCAACGAGCAACAGCCGAUCACCAACGUUAUGGUGGAGUACCUCGUAGAUGGAAGGCAAAAAAAUGUGAUGGACUCGUGCAUCAAUAUGAGACAGAGCGAGGAAUCGCCAUACGAUACUAUUAUCGGCGGCUGCCGCUGUGAGACGUCAUUUGCGCCCUUAAGUUUGAUAGUGGUCAGGUUCUUCACAAAAACGGACGAUGAAGCCCUAGUCCCGGCUAACAACACGCUAUACACGGUAAUAUACAGCAAAGAACUGGAAAUUGUCCAGCCAGCUGACGAGACUGCCUCAAAUACACUUGUCUUCAGAAUUACCAAGGCCACGAAACGAUUUUGUAUAAAACUCAAGCAGUCGGUGUACCUCGGUGUUGAAACAACGGGCACAGGUGCUAAUACCACGCUUGAAAUCACCGCGCCAACACUUGAGACUCAGGCACCUGUGGUGUACGAACUCAACGAUCUUCAACCUCCCGCAACUAUUAGGAUUGGUACGAAUGAAGGCGGUGUAGAGGCGUACAGGCGAUUCCUAUGGAGCCGUGCAAAAUCGGCACUCGAGUGUUGCUUUGACCAUGCUAAGCUGAGAUGCACACCAGAGUUUAGGAAGCAGCUUCAAAAACUGCAAUUUUACCUGAAGUGCGGAAAGGAAAGGAGACGAUGGGCGCACAAAGUGAGCGGAUGCUUCAUGAGCUCGUGUGCUACAUCCAGAAAGCCAAGUCCGGUAUGCAGACCGACGCCGUGUUAUCCGCCCGCCCCUCAACCAUGCUAUCCGCCCUGCCCUCAACCAUGCUAUCCGCCCUGCCCUCAACCAUGCUAUCCGCCCUGCCCUCAACCAUGCUAUCCGCCCUGCCCUCAACCAUGCUAUCCGCCAGCACCUCAACCAUGCUACUACCCGCCAGCACCAAGUUCUUAUGAGUGCAGCAUGCAAACACUGGUUUUAAUUCAGUUCCUUGUGAGGUUAGGAGACAAUCUAGGACGUGUUAUAGAUAUAUGCCGGCAAGAACCUUCAUUCUUUACGGCAAUAAAUGUUGGUCCGUGCCCAACCACUCACCAGGAAUACAUCUGUCGUGUUGAUGAUAUGAUUCAAAGUACGUGCAAUGUCAGACCAUACCAUUACGCAGUACCGCCAGCUCCGAUAGGUAUAGUGUGCAAGAGCGGUGCCUACGCUAUUGAUUACCUCGUAGGUACGAACAAAAAUUUCAUGUUUGUGUGCCAACCGGCUGGGCCGCUUCAUCUCAAGAAGGCCAUGGAGAGAAUGAAGAGUAUGAAAAAGAUAACCAGGGACAGAAAGAAGAGAGUAAUAGAAGAUGAGGAAAGUUCUGAUGAGGAGGAAGAGGAUCAUAAGAAGAAGAAGAGCGUUUCUAGAGGAGUUAUUAUCGGAAUAUCGUGCUGUGGUGGUGUAUGCUUGGUUGCAGUGUUGUGCUAUGUUGGAUACACUCUUAUGUAAUUGAAUUGAAGUAAAUCCCUGUGUAGAACGUACAUGUUUUGUGUUUUGUUUUUGAUACUGUGACUUUAUUACAAUUCGUGUUGGUGUGGUUUACCGUUUAUGAUGGCAUAGGAUGUGAACAAACGCAUUGCUGCAGUUUUGGUUUCGUUUUGUGGAUCAGAUCUGUGGAGAUUCUCAUUUUAACCAAAAAGGUUUUAUCCGGUGUUAACACGGAUGAACAUGUCUUGGGUAUUAAAGUGUGUUUAGCUAAUUUAAUGUUUUAAACGAGUUAAUUGAGAGGUUUUUUGAUGGUUUAAGC
This is a messenger RNA of Vavraia culicis subsp. floridensis, 1882 nucleotides long. RefSeq lists its product as uncharacterized. The coding region runs from base 67 to 1584 and encodes 505 amino acids. The record is from RefSeq and is a predicted model, not a curated record. The transcript has a single exon. Lineage: Eukaryota; Fungi; Microsporidia; Pleistophoridae.